UUAUGCAUUUAUUAAGUGCUACCGAGUGAUUUUGGUUGCUAACAAUGAUAUGUCAUGAAAUAAUUGCAGGUUUCGGAGAGCAAGCCCAAGGUGGAGGAUGGGAUUUUUGGGACCUCGGGAGGAAUUGGGUUCUCUAAGCAAAAUGAACUCUUUGUUGGCCGUGUGGCUAUGAUCGGUUUCGCGGCAUCUUUGUUGGGGGAAGCACUAACAGGAAAGGGGAUUUUGGCACAACUGAACUUGGAAACUGGGAUUCCCAUUUAUGAGGCAGAGCCACUCUUGUUGUUCUUCAUACUCUUCAAUCUGUUGGGAGCCAUUGGAGCUUUGGGAGACAGAGGCAAGUUCGUGGACGAUCCCGAACCGCCCACUGGGCUCGACCGGGCCGUUAUCCCGCCCGGAAAAGGGUUCAGGUCAGCUUUUGGGCUCAAAGAAAGAGGACCUCUGUUUGGAUUCACAAAAGCAAACGAGCUGUUUGUUGGGAGAUUGGCUCAACUGGGGAUUGCGUUUUCCAUAAUCGGAGAGAUAACGACGGGGAAAGGGGCGCUUGCUCAACUCAACAUUGAGACUGGGGUGCCCCUCAAUGAAAUCGAGCCGUUGAUCUUGUUUAAUGUUAUCUUCUUCUUCUUUGCAGCCAUUAAUCCAGGCACUGGGAAGUUUGUCACAGAUGAUGAAGAACAAGAUUAGUUCUCUUUUUUUUGUUGCUGCUCUGCACCAUAUUUGGGUGUGUAAUUAAUGGUAUAGUUGAUCUGAAAGUGGGCCACGAUUUGGACUCCUGUUUAUUUUAUCAGAGUAGUUACUUGGAAAAAAUGUUUCCUUUUAUCUUGGAAAAUUGCCUUCUUCAUCAAAUAUGAGUUUUGAUAUCUUCUCAACUGAUAUCGAAACCUCCUUUUCUCCUUGCUCUUUUUGGUGAAGUCUAAACAAGAAAUUUGAUGUCUCCGG
Messenger RNA from Cuscuta campestris, 936 nucleotides. The record is from the annotation of a GenBank genome assembly. Lineage: Eukaryota; Viridiplantae; Streptophyta; Magnoliopsida; Solanales; Convolvulaceae.